CCAAUCGCAAACACACUCUCUCUCUCCCAAAUCUCUGGGAAUUCUGGCAGCCGUCUGCAGCCUCAGAUGGGGGAAAUCUCAAGCCCGAUUUCGAAGCAAAGAGCUCCAUUUUCUCCGAUUAAGAGCCCUCUCUUCUCCAACGACGACAAGCUGGAGCGAGCUCAGGCGCGUGCAGCACGCGCCGCCGCAAUCCGCCGCAAGCCCACCGUCGUGUCCACCUCCUCCUCUCCUGAUACCGAAUCCUGCCUCGGGAAAGAGCAGAUCCUCGACUUGUUCCAUAACUGCAUCAAACUCGCCAGCGAAAAUAAAAUCAAUCAGAAGAAUACGUGGGAGCUUAAAUUGAUAGAUCAUCUCUGCGAGAUUAUAACGGUCGAAGACGAUGAUGGUGAUACUGAAACCAAUUUUCAGAAGGCUAGUUGUACACUUGAAGCUGGGGUUAAGAUUUAUUCAAUGAGAGUAGAUUCCGUGCAUUCUGAGGCAUAUAAAGUUCUUGGAGGAAUUAAUCGAGUUGGGCUAGAAGAUGAAAAAGAUGGUGCUGUUGAGGAUGGCAAUGUCACUGCUGAAAAAGGGGAAGAUGAUGUGAAGAAAGAGCAAGGGAGAAAGUUGUCACCUUUGUCAACACUGGAGCCAUCUUUUGCCUCCAUAAAUGUAAAAAAAUUUGAUGUUGCAUUUGCGGUGGAUCCGCUCUACCAUCAAACAUCAGCACAAUUUGAUGAAGGUGGAGCAAAGGGUCUGUUGCUGAACAAUCUUGGAGUUUAUGGUAACUGCCAGGUCCUUUUUGAUUCAUUGGAAGUACCUGGAAAGUGUUCAUCUCCCGUGGCUCGAGAUGCGGGUGCUGAGAUAAUUGAUCUGUCUUUUGCUAGUGAAUGCAUUGAGCAGAUGGUGUCGGAUAUGCUCAAGAGUUCUGAAAUAUCUCCCAGCCUUGGGGCUAUCGUAAAUCAAUUGGAAACAGAUGACCCAAGAAAUUCUCAAUCAUUUUCUCCUGGGCAUGUUAAUGAAAGUCCCGACAGGGAUGAUGAUGUAUCUACCGACACAUUUGGGGACUACGGAGCUUGGGAUGAUGAUCAUGAUGAUCAAUCAAGUGUGAUAGAUGAGGAGGCUAUUCAUAAUCACGAUACAACGUUCCCAAGCCAGCAUGAAGUUCCUUAUGCGCGUGACGAACAGUCAUAUGCUUAUGACCCCGAUGAGGAUGACAGAACUGAUGAAGUUGAUGGCUAUUUGUUUUUAAGUUUGGGAUUUUCAACCAAGCAAAAUGCUUGGGCAGGUCCCAAUCAUUGGAAAUUCCGGAAAUCAAAAGAACCUGAGGUUCCAGCUGAGGAAAGUGGAUCACCAAAGGCGAAGAAAACGAAAACCAAGAAAGCAGAUCUGGAUAUUGAUUUUUCAAACAGUAUUGACACUGAUAUUUCGCAAUUAAUUGCUCCUCCAAAGAAUCCCAAGUCCCUAUUACUUCCAGCAAAUAGAGCACCUUGCAACACCAGACUUCCUGAAGAUUGUCAUUACCAACCAGAGGAUCUCGUGAAGCUGUUUUUGCUACCCCAUGUUUUGUGCCUCGGAAAGAAUAGAAAGAAGAAAACUGAUAAUGAAAAUCAACAAAGAGAUGGGUUUGAAGGAAUGCCAACUUGGGAUGAUGGAGAUGAUUUCGGUGGCGGCAUGGAUGAUGGACAUGGUUAUAGUGAUGCCGAAGAGCCAACAAGCACCCUUGUUUCUCAACCUCGACAGGUGAGCAAGGUUGAGGUCCAGUAUGAUAAGACUUCGAAACAAGUAGAUGUUCAUGCGCUAAAGGAAACGCUAUGGGGCCAUAUUCAACUGAAUCAAAGCCCAGCUGAGGAAGAGGCACGGAGCGAAGAGCCUAUCUCCUUCAAGCAAGUCUUGGCCAAUUUCCCAGAUAGCUGCAGAGCAGCAGCAUCUGUUAAUGACAUCUCAACACAUUUGUGCUUCAUAUGCCUUUUACAUCUAGCGAACGAGCAUGAGCUGCAGAUCCUCGGCUCCCCCACCUUGGACGACCUCAGCAUACACCUCAAACCCCAAAACUAGCUCACACGAUUUGACUUUUGAGGUAACCUCGAAGCUCCACCUAGUUAGCGUUGCUGCAUUGUGCGUGUUGUGUGGAGUUCUCGUUGUUGGAUAUUGGCGUAACCUCACGGAUAACAAGACAUAUGGGUAGUUUUAGUCUUGUAUUAUUGUCCAUCGAAGGCAUUAUAAUUUGAUCAGGAGCAAGAGUGUUUGCCUCUGAUGUUUGUGUUUUAUUGUGUUAUCUAAAAAAAAAAGCUUUUUAUGUAAGUAUAAUUUGUGAAUGCUCCGUUUCAAAUUUCAA
Salvia hispanica is the source of this 2314-nucleotide messenger RNA. Its product is annotated as condensin complex subunit 2-like. Gene Ontology annotation, cellular component: condensin complex. The record is from RefSeq and is a predicted model, not a curated record. Gene Ontology annotation, biological process: mitotic chromosome condensation. Lineage: Eukaryota; Viridiplantae; Streptophyta; Magnoliopsida; Lamiales; Lamiaceae. Gene Ontology annotation, molecular function: chromatin binding.